Gracilinanus agilis (Agile Gracile Mouse Opossum) is the source of this 659-nucleotide messenger RNA. RefSeq names its product family with sequence similarity 107 member A (gene FAM107A). Gene Ontology annotation, cellular component: synapse; stress fiber; neuron projection. The coding region runs from base 20 to 547 and encodes 175 amino acids. The record is from RefSeq and is a predicted model, not a curated record. Gene Ontology annotation, biological process: regulation of actin cytoskeleton organization; actin filament bundle assembly; actin filament polymerization. The transcript has 5 exons. Lineage: Eukaryota; Metazoa; Chordata; Mammalia; Didelphimorphia; Didelphidae.
GCGGGGCAGCCCCCCUGCCAUGGGAGCGACUCAUGGAAAAAAGAAAGAAUAUUCUCCUCAGUCCAGGUUUCACAAUGAAAAUGGGAAACAUAGUAUGAAUGGCUCAGCUUCCUUGUACUCUGAGAUGCACAGGGACAGAGUUGAGAGAGUUGGGGCCGUCAUGACCCAUCCUGACUACAAAGAUUGGAACCCAGAACUUAUUAAACCCAAGAAGCUCAUGAAUCCUGUAAAAGCCUCCAGAAGCCACCAGGAGCUACACAGGGAGCUCCUCAUGAAUCACAGAAGAGGCCUGGGAGUGGACAGCAAGCCCGAGCUGCAGCGGGUCCUGGAACACCGACGGCGGAAUCAGCUGUUGAAGCUCAAGAAGGAGGAAGAAGAGGCCAAGAAACUCAAGUCUCCCUUUGAGCAAGAGCUAAUGAAGAGACAGCAACGACUGGACGAGAUGGAAAAAGAAACCAAAAAGGAAGAUGAUCAGGCACCCGAGUUCAUAAAAGUUAAAGAAAAUCUGCGGCGUAUUGCCACGAUAGCGGGAGAGGAGCAAAUCUAGCAGGUGAAGACAGAGCUCCAUGGCAUCCACCAGGACUCCCGGAGCCUCCGACCCCAACAGAAUCCACACCCACCUCUACCCCGGCAUAUCCGUGUACCAGAUGGACAGCGGC